AUGGAUCGCGACGGCUAUGCAGGGGGUGGGAGCCGCGGCGAGGGCGGGCACGGCCGCCGGGAGGGCCCGGCGGGGAACGGCCGCGACCCGAGCCGCGGCCACGGCGCCGAUGCGCCCGGGGACCCGCAGACGGCCGCGUCCUUGCUGGCCCCCAUGGACCUGGGGGAGGAGCCGCUGGAGAAGGCGGCGCGCGCCCGGCCGGCCAAGGACCCCAACACCUAUAAAGUGCUGUCGCUGAUAUUGUCAGUCUGUGUCUUAACAAUAAUCCUUGGCUGUAUAUUUGGGUUGAAACCAAGCUGUGCCAAAGAAGUUAAAAGCUGCAAAGGUCGCUGUUUUGAAAGAAUUUGCUGCCUCGAUUACCAGGAGACGUGUAUAGAACCAGAGCACAUAUGGACUUGCAGCAAAUUCAGGUGUGGUGAGAAAAGGCUGUCCCGAAGCCUCUGCUCCUGCUCAGAUGACUGCAGGGACCAUGGUGACUGCUGCAUCAACUACAGCCCUGUGUGUCGAGGUGAGAAAAGUUGGGUAGAAGAAACGUGUGAGAGCAUUAAUGAGCCACAGUGUCCAGCAGGGUUUGAAACACCUCCUACCCUCUUAUUUUCUUUGGAUGGUUUCAGAGCAGAAUAUUUACACACCUGGGGUGGACUUCUUCCUGUUAUUAGCAAACUAAAAAAUUGUGGAACAUAUGCUAGAAACUUGAGACCAGUAUAUCCAUCAAAAACUUUCCCCAAUCACUACAGCAUUGUCACGGGUCUUUAUCCAGAAUCCCAUGGCAUAAUUGACAAUAAAAUGUACGAUCCAAAAAUGAAUGCUUCCUUUGCACUUAAAAGUAAAGAGAAAUUUAAUCCUGAGUGGUACAAAGGAGAACCGAUUUGGCUCACAGCGAAAUAUCAAGGCCUGAGGACUGCCACAUAUUUUUGGCCAGGCUCAGAUGUGGAAAUUAAUGGAAUUUUCCCAGAUUUCUAUAUGGCGUACAAUGGUUCAGUACCAUUUGAAGAAAGAAUUUUAGGUGUUCUUAAAUGGCUACAGCUUCCUAAAGAUAAAAGACCACACUUUUACACUCUGUAUUUAGAAGAACCAGAUUCUUCAGGUCAUGCCUAUGGACCAGUCAGCAGUGGAGUCAUCAAAGCAUUGCAGAGGGUUGACAAUAUGGUCGGCAUGCUGAUGGAUGGUCUAAAAGAGCUGAAUUUGCAUCGGUGCCUGAACCUCAUCCUCAUUUCAGAUCAUGGCAUGGAACAAGGCAGUUGUAAGAAAUAUGUAUAUCUGAAUAAAUAUCUGGGGGAUGUUAAAAAUAUUAAAGUUGUAUAUGGACCUGCAGCUCGACUGAGACCCUCUGAUGUCCCAGAUAAAUACUAUUCAUUUAAUUAUGAAGGCAUUGUCAGAAAUCUUUCUUGCCGGGAGCCAAACCAGCACUUCAAACCUUACCUAAAACAGUUCUUACCCAAGCGGUUGCAUUUUGCCAAAAGUGACAGGAUUGAGCCCUUGACAUUCUAUUUGGACCCUCAGUGGCAACUUGCAUUGAAUCCUUCAGAAAGGAAAUAUUGUGGAGAUGGAUUUCAUGGCUCUGACAACCUAUUUUCAAAUAUGCAAGCCCUCUUUAUUGGCUAUGGACCUGGACUCAAGCACGGUCUUGAAGUUGAUUCCUUUGAAAAUAUUGAAGUCUAUAACUUAAUGUGUGACUUACUGAAUUUGACACCUGCUCCUAAUAAUGGAACUCAUGGAAGUCUUAACCACCUUCUAAAGAAUCCUGUUUACACCCCAAAGCAUCCCAAAGAAGCCCGCCCCCCAGUGCAGUGCCCCUUCACAAGGACCCCCAGCGACAACCUUGGCUGCUCGUGUGAUCCCUCAAUGUUUCCAGUCAUGGAUUUUCAGACACAGUUGAAUCUCACCAUGGCAGAAGAGAAGGUUAUUAGGCGUGGCACUUUACCCUACGGAAGACCCAGAGUUCUCCAGAAGAGCGGCACUGUCUGUCUGCUCUACCAGCACCAGUUCGUGAGUGGUUACAGCCAAGACAUCCAGAUGCCCCUCUGGUCAUCCUACACCGUGAACAGAAAUGACAGUUUCUCUACAGAAGACUUUUCCAACUGCCUUUAUGAGGAUCUUCGAAUUUCCCUUAGUCCUGUCCAUAAAUGUUCAUUUUAUAAAAAUAAUGCUAAAAUGAGUUAUGGGUUCCUCUCUCCGCCACAACUAAACAAAGGUUCAAAUAAAAUAUAUUCUGAAGCAUUGCUUACCACUAACAUAGUACCAAUGUACCCAAGUUUUCAAGCGAUAUGGCGCUACUUUCAUGGCACCCUACUGCCAAGGUAUGCUGAAGAAAGAAACGGCGUCAAUGUUGUCAGUGGCCCUGUGUUUGACUCUGACUACGAUGGACAUUAUGAUGCCUCAGAGACUCUGAAACAAAACAGCAGACUCAUCCGUAAUCAAGAAGUUCUGAUUCCAACCCACUUUUUCAUUGUGCUAACAAGUUGUAAAAAUACAUCCCAGACUCCCUCACAGUGUGAAAAUUUAGAUACAUUAGCUUUCAUUUUGCCUCACAGGACUGAUAACAGUGAGAGCUGUGUGCACGGGAAGCAUGAAUCCUCAUGGGUGGAAGAGUUGUUGAAAUUACAUAGAGCUCGGAUCACAGAUGUUGAACACAUCACUGGACUCAGCUUCUAUCAAGAAAGAAAAGAGCCAAUUUCAGACAUUUUAAAGUUGAAAACACAUUUGCUAACUUUUAACCAAGAAGACUGAUACAUAUUUUUUUAUUCCAAAAACAGACCAUAAAUUUUUUUGAAAGAACCUUCUGUUUGACACAGUCCUCUGUUCACACGAUUGCAUUGUUUGGAAACUGUCGACCACAGUUAGAACUGGGACUCCUCUGUGAUACGACCAUCUCAGGGAAACGCGUGGCCUCGGCAUAGCAGUAGGAAAGUGUUCCUAUUGAGUCUCGCACAUGUUUGAAUGUGUAACAGUUCAAAUUUGGGAAUAAAGACAGACCAAACCUAAAACUGCUCUUCUACUUCUCUAAAAGGCAGAAGUAGCCUGUGAACAUUGUCUGGAUACCAGAUAUUCGACUCUUAUUAUCAUGAAUAAACUUUUAUGGAGCUGGCAACAGCAGGAGUAUGAAUAGGAUUGGACUAAUCCAUGUUACAUUCGUAUCUUCACAAGAUUUUAAAAACGAUUCAUGAUGUUUUUUAAAAAGUGAUUUUGAAAUUUCAUUUAUUUUAGUUUUAAUAAAAAAAUUAAUGGAAACAAAAUUUUUCUGAGGUUCUCAAAAGGCAAAAUAUGUAAUCCUCUGUUGUUGUUUUUUUUAAAAUUAUGAUUGGGCUUCUCCAGGUUAAAAGGCUUUAACAAGUUAAACUUUGAGGAAGAUCUGUGAAUUGAGUACAUCAAUCUUUAUAAAUUUUACUCUAUAUUUGUACCAAAAAAGAAAAAUAUUCCCAUCCUGCUCACUGGUUAUUAACAUAGGUUAAAAACAGCUCUAAAAGUGAUGUGUUUAGACUGUUAAAAAUGUCUUCUCUUGGUGAAACUUCAGAGAACCUGUCAGCACAUGCAAGGUGGCAUUUGUCAUCGAGAUGGUAGGAAUGUUUUCCUCUGUACAUAAAUAUGACUCCACCAACAGCAGAGCUAUACUGCACUGAGCUGUUUAUUUGAAGUUCCAUAGAUUUGAAGAGAACACGGUACCAUCACUUCCUAUCUCCGUGGUGGUCACAAUAAAUGAACUUGAUUUAUCCACUGCAUAGACUACAUCCUUUAGUGCCAACCUGUGUACCUUCGAAGGCUACAUUCACUUUUAGGUUCCCUGAGUUUAGGUGUUCUAUUAGUGCACCAAAGAUUUGCAUUUGUCCUUCAGAUGAUAUUUAUUCUUCAACAGCCUCGGGGCCACAGAGGCCUUUAGAUAAUACAAUUUGUAUCUGAAAAUUAUUUAAUAAUUUAGAAAGUUUCAUGAGUUUUUGUUUUAACCCCACAGAUCUCUGAUGCUCAGUACAUUAUUUUUUAUUUUAAAAAAUUUUAUUUUUUUUCUAUUGUUCAAAUUGGGUAAUUUUUAUUGUUCUAUCUUUAAGUUCAUUGAUCCUUUUCUCUGUCUAAUCCAUUAUGCUGUUGAGCUCAUCUUUUAAAAAUAUAUUUCAGUUAUAUUAUUAUUAUUUCUAAAAUUUUUAUUUGGUUCUUCUUUGUAUCUUUUAUUUCUUUGCUGAGACUUUGUAUUUUUUCAUUUGUUUCAAGAAUGUUUGUAAUUGCUCAUUGAAGCAUUUUUAUAAAGGCUGCUAUGAAAUCCUUGUCAGAUAAUCCUGACAUCUCUGUCACCUUUA
This is a messenger RNA of Myotis lucifugus (little brown bat), 4289 nucleotides long. It is a transcript of the gene ENPP1, whose product is annotated as ectonucleotide pyrophosphatase/phosphodiesterase 1. NCBI's taxonomy places the organism in Eukaryota, Metazoa, Chordata, Mammalia, Chiroptera, Vespertilionidae. Gene Ontology annotation, cellular component: cell surface. Gene Ontology annotation, biological process: ATP metabolic process; nucleoside triphosphate catabolic process; regulation of bone mineralization. Gene Ontology annotation, molecular function: phosphodiesterase I activity; nucleic acid binding; metal ion binding. The record is from RefSeq and is a predicted model, not a curated record.